AUGUUUCAAAGGUCCGAAACAGACAUUAUCGAAGAGAAUGAUUUGGAUUGGUUUGGCUUACGCUUUUGUGAAGAAUAUGAGGAAGAAGAAGGUGGGGGAGAUGACAUGGGGAAUACGGUUGAUGAAGGUGGUGGAGAUGCCAUGGAGAAUACAGUUGAUGAAGGUGGGACAUCAAGUUUGGAAAAGACGGAAAUGGCAACUGACGAAAUGAAUGAUACCAACCAAUUUUCUAAGUAUGAUUUAAACGAAAACCCAUUGUUGUUGAGUAGAGAUGGCAUGGUUGGGCAUGUUUUUCAAUCACUGGACAUGGCUGAAGAAUUCAUUCAUGAAUAUGCAAGAUUCAUUGGGUUCAGCCUACGUAAAAGUAUCAUGCGAAAAAAUACUACAGGUGAUGUACGUCAACGUCAGUGGGUAUGCUCCCGCGAGGGCUGGCGAUCUGAAAUGCAUGUGGGAAGGCUUGAUAGAACUAGGGAGCCUAAGCCAAUUAGUCGAGUGGGAUGCAAGGUUUGCUUUCGAGUGAACUUGGUGAAGGGUAGUACGCAUUGGAUAUGCAAAGAAUUCAUCCCAAUUCAUUCUUACAACAUUGUAGCAGACAACCAUAAACAAUUCCUUCGGUCCAAUCGGAUAAUGACACAAGGAACCUUGACGACUGCACAAAUAAUGAAGGAGUCAGGCAUAAGAACUUGCCACGUCAUGUCAUACAUGGCAAAGCAAAUGGGUGGUUAUGAGAAGCUUCCAUUCACACCAAAGGAUCUUUACAAUCGAAUAUCCCAUGCUUCAAAAGUUGAGUUUAUCGGUUCCAAUGCAGGGCGGGCAAUCGGAUAUUUAGAGCAUAAAGCUGAUGAAGACCCUGGUUUUUUUGGACAGUUUUCGUACAAUGAGGAUAAUCGUCUUCUUAAUCUAUUUUGGGCAGAUGGGAGAUGUAGAUCAGACUAUGAAACAUAUGGCCAUGCAGUAGCUUUUGAUUCGACGUACAAGACUAAUAGUUAUGGGAAGCCGCUGCUGAUAUGGAUAGGAAUUAAUAACCACUAUACCACAUGCAUUUUGGGCUUUGCCAUUCUUGACAAUGAGUCUGCCAGCAACUACAAGUGGGCGACAAGGGCUUUCCUGGAAUGCAUGGGAGGUGUUCUACCGAAAACAGUAGUGACAGAUGGAGACGAAGCUAUUGCUAACACGCUACAGGAGUUGAUGCCUAAUGUACCCCACCGAUUGUGUUUACCAAAAUUGGUAUUCCGGUACUACACAAAGGACGAGUUUGAAGAUAAAUGGUGCAACUUAGUGAAAGAUUUUGGGAUACAAGGCACUGAAUAUGCUGCAAAGCUUUAUGCAGACAAGGAGAAGUGGGCUGAAACAUUUCUGAGAGGGAAUUUCUUCUGUGGAAUGACAACUACUCAACGAAGUGAAGGUAUUAAUGCGGUGUUGAAGAAAAAAGUGAAUCAAAAGUUGAAGUUGUACGAGUUCGUCAGGGGGGUCAACAUGACCUUAUCUUUAAUUAGACAACGUGAAGCAAAAGAUGAGUACAUUACACUUCACACUAGUCCCCAGCUCGGGAAGACAAAUUUGCCACAGAUAGAGGAUGAAUUAGCAAAUCUUUACACACGGAACAUGUUUUACAAGGGACGACACCAGAUGUUGAAAGAAGGUAGGUACAUGGUGAAAACCCUAUUGGAGGAAGAGGAUGCAAUCAUUUUGAAGCUUCACAAGUAUGCUGCUGAACAAGUGAAGAGGCAUGUAUAUGUAACACCGGAGCGUGAUCUCUUUGUUUGUGAAUGCCAAUAUUUUUUGUCAUAUGGGAUACCAUGCCGGCAUAUAUUUGCUUCAAUAAAACGACUACACAUUACUUCAAUGCCUCGAGCACUAAUACUAUCUCGGUGGAUGGUUGAGACUAAACAGACUCACAAUUUUCCAAUUGGCAAUAUGGACGCUACCUUAGACAAACGAGAGGUGGAGAGUGCAAGAUUUGGUGCAAUUAGUAGCCAGUUGGGUGAACUUGCGUAUCUUGGAUCGAGGAAUCAGUCGACAUACCAUAUUGCAAAAAGUGAGAUUGACAGAUUAUGCGGUAAGCUUAAAGCAGUUGUGGACAUGGGAGACAAGGAGAUUAGCCAUAACCUGCCUCUACACAGGGAGUUUCAAUUCCCAGUGUUGGAUCCAUACUUCACAAAAAGUAAGGGUACAGCAAAGGUACCUGGCUCGAAAAAAUGUACUCGCCGCAAGUGUAGUAUCUGCCAGAAAAGUGGACAUAACAAGUUGACUUGCCCGAUAAAAUGGAAGAAGGAUCACCGGAUUGGAGAGUCAGAUGAAUAUGAAGAUGCAGAAGAAGAUGACCAAUGCUAUGAAAUGGGAUUGAAUGAUGAAUGGGCUGGGCAAAACUCAAUGGACUACACACAACAUGAGAAUGAGACAGAAAAUGAUGUUGUUGACGAUUUAGGCAGUGAACUACAGAAUGAUAAAGUGAAUAAAGUGGGAACACAGGUUGAGGAGGGAAACAAUUGGUGGAAAAGUCCUUUCUGA
Messenger RNA from Humulus lupulus (European hop), 2511 nucleotides. RefSeq names its product protein FAR1-RELATED SEQUENCE 5-like. The coding region runs from base 1 to 2511 and encodes 836 amino acids. NCBI's taxonomy places the organism in Eukaryota, Viridiplantae, Streptophyta, Magnoliopsida, Rosales, Cannabaceae. Gene Ontology annotation, biological process: regulation of DNA-templated transcription. Gene Ontology annotation, molecular function: zinc ion binding. The record is from RefSeq and is a predicted model, not a curated record. The transcript has 2 exons.